AGAUUCCUCAACAUGGCAACUAGAAACCACACAGCUGUUUCAGAAUUCCUCCUUUUGGGACUGACAGAGGACCCAGCACUGCAGCCCCUCAUCUUCAGCCUGUUCCUGUCCAUGUACCUGGUCACAGUGCUUGGGAACCUGCUCAUCAUCUUGGCCGUCAGAUCUGACCCCCACCUCCACACCCCCAUGUAUUUCUUCCUCUCCAACCUGUCCUUCACUGACAUCUGUUUUAGCACAACCACCAUCCCUAAGAUGCUGGCCAACAUCCAAGCACAGGAUCAGAGCAUCACCUACACAGGCUGCCUCUCCCAGGUCUGCUCUGUCUUGAUUUUUGGUGGUUUAGAAAAUUGUCUCCUUGCAGCAAUGGCCUAUGACCGCUAUGUGGCCAUUUGUCACCCCCUGAGGUACAUGGUCAUCAUGAACCCCAUCUUCUGCAUCCUCCUGGUUCUACUCUCCCUGCUCAUUAGUGUUGUGCACGCACUCCUCCACACUCUGAUGGUGCUGCACCUGUCCUUCUGCACAGACCUGGAGAUCCCCCAAUUCUUCUGUGAACUUGCUCAGGUCUUCAAACUGGCCUGUUCUGACACCCUUGUCAACAACAUCCUGGUAUAUUUGGUGAUUGGUCUGCUUGCUGUUGCUGCCAUCUCUGGGAUCAUUUUCUCUUAUUCUCACAUAAUGUCCUCUGUCUUGAGAAUGCCCUCAUCAGAAGGGAAGCAUAAAGUCUUUUCCACCUGUGGUUCUCACCUGUCCGUUGUUUCCUUGUUCUACGGGACAGGAUUUGGGGUGUACAUUAACUCUGCAGUGACUGACUCCCCCAGGAAUUCUGCUGUGGCUUCAGUGAUGUACACUGUGGUCCCACAAAUGCUCAACCCCUUUAUCUACAGCCUGAGGAACAGAGACAUGAAGGAGGCCUUGAGGAAGCUUAUAGGAAGGACAGCUUCUCCUGUAGCAUGUAUGAUUUGA
Messenger RNA from Sciurus carolinensis (gray squirrel), 963 nucleotides. RefSeq names its product olfactory receptor 7G2-like. NCBI's taxonomy places the organism in Eukaryota, Metazoa, Chordata, Mammalia, Rodentia, Sciuridae. Gene Ontology annotation, biological process: G protein-coupled receptor signaling pathway. Gene Ontology annotation, molecular function: olfactory receptor activity; G protein-coupled receptor activity. Bases 13 to 963 code for a protein of 316 amino acids. The record is from RefSeq and is a predicted model, not a curated record. Gene Ontology annotation, cellular component: membrane. The transcript has a single exon.